Spirometra erinaceieuropaei is the source of this 213-nucleotide messenger RNA. The record is from the annotation of a GenBank genome assembly. Lineage: Eukaryota; Metazoa; Platyhelminthes; Cestoda; Diphyllobothriidea; Diphyllobothriidae.
AUGGGCAUGCACAUAGGUUUGCCAACAAACGCCUCACUCCUCCCCUCCGCCGCCGCCGCCGCCACCGUCGCCGCCGCCGCCAAUACCACCAGCACCCUCACCAUCGCCAACACCGCCACCAACUGCACCAUCGCACCGCAGUAUGCCAAGCAUUCCUUAGGGCUGCGCAUUCCUAAUAUCGCCUUUCGUCUACUCAUCUGGCCUCUCUGCUAA